AUGGCCGUGACAGAUCCUUGUAAAGCUCGCGAACCGAAAGUAAUUGAUAACGCCCUUAUCGAAAGAUGCAUCGAUUUGCAAUUUCCAAAAGGAAAAGUGGGAAUGUUGAUGCGAGCCGAUGGAAUGCGUAUGGAUCAAAUCGAAGAGAUGAGGUUUGAAUUUAUGAAUAUUCUUAAAAUCGAUCAUCUUUGGGUAUUUAAAUCAUUGGUUAAACUGAAAUUAAACAACAAUUACAUAGAAAAAAUUGAAAAUUUAUCGAUGUUAGUUCAUUUGGAAGAAUUAGAUUUAUCAUUUAACAAAAUAUCGAAAAUAGAAAAUGUGGAAAGUUUGACGAAAUUGAAAAAAUUGAAACUAUAUGAAAAUUUGAUCGAAAAAAUAGAAGGUUUGGAUAAUUUGAAACAUUUAGCCGUACUCAGUUUGGGUAGGAAUAAAAUAUCGGACAAAACGGAAAUACAUUAUUUGAGACAAUUCAAUUUGAUAUCGUUAAAUAUGGCGUACAAUCCUUGUACGGAGGACGAAAAUUUUAGAUUGUACGUCGCCGUUUUUUUACCGAAUAUGGAUUAUUACGAAUACAAAAAAAUAACCGACACCGAACGGGAACAAGGCAACAUACUGUUCCUCGCCGAAUUGCGCGAACUUGUAAAAAUCGAAGACAAAAAAUUAGCCGUGAUACGACAAAAAGAAAAAGAACUAGCAGACGCCGAACUACAUUCCUCAAGCUUCGUCGAAUAUAUGAAUAGCCAAUAUUUGUUCGAUAAAAUGUAUGAAAACGACGACGAGGGUAAAGCGUUACUGAAAAUCGGUACGGAAGAAUUGGAAGAGAUUUAUAAUGAUUUCAAAACGCAAUUCGUCGAUUAUUGUCGACAAGUUUUCGAAAUCGGUCAAAAACAUUAUCAAUUACGAACGGACGAAAUCGAACAGUUCACCAGAAGUACCGAAGCCGCCAAGAAAGCUAAUCAACAAGAAAGUAUCGAUUUUAUGGAAGCUUUCAUCGAAGUUAAACAAGAAUUGUUUGUUAAAGUGAAAGCGUUACAGAAGGAAUUAGACGAUGCCGUUAUAGAUGAUAAUAUAUACGUUGAAAAGGUGGAAGUGUAUUUUUCGCAAUUCGAUCACAUAAUUCACGACACAUGGAAAAAUUUGAUGAGAUUGGAAUUGCAACUUUACGAAAGUUUAGAAGAAGUCAAUCAGAAUUUCGAACAUAAUCUAACGGAAAUGAUAAAUAAUUUCGUAGAGGAAUCGCAGGCGGUUUUUACGAAUAUCCGCGAUAAAGAAGUAGUUUUUACCGAAAAUUUAACCGAAGCGGCGAAUCAAUUUUUCACUAGUGCUAACGUAGGCGACGUCGAGGUACCUGAGGUUUUGAAAGUUAUAAUGUCCGAUAAAGAAAACUUGGUAAACGCUUUGGGGGCCACUCACGAUAUCCACAUGCAAGUUAUAGACGAUAGAGAAGAUUUGUUGAUGAACAGAUCGAGAACGUGGUUGGAUAAUUUCAUAAAACAAUUAUACGAAGACGAAAUUAAAAGGAAUCGGUACAAAAUUUUGGAAGUUACCAAUUUUUUGGACAUACAAAGGGAGGAAUUCGAAGAUAUGACGACGCUACCGCCUCCGAUUGUUGAUCCUGACGACGUUAUCGAAGAUUAG
Diorhabda sublineata is the source of this 1638-nucleotide messenger RNA. Its product is annotated as dynein regulatory complex subunit 3-like. The transcript has 6 exons. The record is from RefSeq and is a predicted model, not a curated record. The coding region runs from base 1 to 1638 and encodes 545 amino acids. NCBI's taxonomy places the organism in Eukaryota, Metazoa, Arthropoda, Insecta, Coleoptera, Chrysomelidae. Gene Ontology annotation, molecular function: protein binding.